Lampris incognitus (smalleye Pacific opah) is the source of this 2149-nucleotide messenger RNA. RefSeq names its product YY1 transcription factor a (gene yy1a). Lineage: Eukaryota; Metazoa; Chordata; Actinopteri; Lampriformes; Lampridae. Gene Ontology annotation, biological process: regulation of transcription by RNA polymerase II. The transcript has 5 exons. Gene Ontology annotation, molecular function: RNA polymerase II cis-regulatory region sequence-specific DNA binding; DNA-binding transcription factor activity, RNA polymerase II-specific. Bases 128 to 1183 code for a protein of 351 amino acids. Gene Ontology annotation, cellular component: PcG protein complex; transcription regulator complex. The record is from RefSeq and is a predicted model, not a curated record.
AGAGCAUAGUGGCGACGAGAAUAUCUCAGUGUAGAGUUGUGGGGCGGUCGAAGAAGGAAGAAGAGUAUUCAACUGGGAAAACGAAACAAAAAAAAACUUAAAGUGUGGGAAACUAGGUUUUUCUGAUAUGGCCUCGGGUGACACCUUAUACAUAGAAACGGACGGAUCAGAGAUGCCAGCCGAAAUAGUAGAACUUCACGAAAUAGAAGUGGAGACCAUCGAGACAACAGUUGUGGGAGACGACGAUGAACACCAGCCUAUGAUCGCUCUGCAGCCUCUGGACUCAGAUGAUCCUCAUGCGAUUCACCACCAAGAAGUGAUUCUAGUGCAGACCAGGGAAGAGGUCGUGGGUGAGGACGAUUCUGACCUACGUGCAGACGACGGUUUCGAGGACCAGAUUCUCAUCCCCGUCCCGGUGCCGUCCGUGGAGGAAGACUACAUUGAACAGACUCUGGUCACUGUCGCUGGGAAAAGCUCGUCGGCGGGGCGGAUGAAGAAGGGGGGAAGCGGGAAGAAAGCGGGCAAAAAGAGCUAUUUGAGUGGAGCGGAGAUAAGUAGAAAAUGGGAACAAAAGCAGGUUCAGAUAAAGACUCUGGAGGGGGAGUUUUCUGUUACAAUGUGGGCAUCAGAUGACAAGAAGGACAUAGACCAUGAGGAGCAGAUCAUUGGUGAGAACUCUCCCCCCGAUUACUCUGAAUACAUGACAGGGAAAAAGCUCCCUCCAGGAGGUAUCCCAGGCAUUGACCUGUCAGAUCCCAAACAGCUGGCUGAGUUUGCACGAAUGAAGCCAAGGAAGAUAAAAGAAGAUGAUGCCCCCAGAACGAUAGCAUGCCCUCAUAAAGGAUGCACCAAGAUGUUCAGGGACAACUCGGCAAUGAGAAAGCACUUGCACACACAUGGGCCCCGAGUGCAUGUCUGUGCCGAGUGUGGAAAGGCUUUUGUGGAGAGCUCAAAGCUGAAGCGGCAUCAGCUUGUACACACAGGAGAGAAACCUUUCCAGUGCACAUUUGAAGGCUGUGGCAAGCGGUUCUCCCUGGACUUUAACUUGCGCACACAUGUGCGUAUUCACACUGGAGACCGUCCCUAUGUCUGUCCCUUCGAUGGCUGUAACAAGAAGUUUGCACAGUCAACCAACCUCAAGUCUCACAUCCUCACACAUGCCAAAGCAAAAAACAACCAAUGAAUAUGCAUUCAUCAACAAGCCAACUGACAACUUCAGCAUGCGCAAGAGGAUUCGGUGUGUAUUCUCACUCCCACGCAGGCAACAAAAAGUGGGGUGUGAGAAGGGAAAUCCCCUUUUAUUACUUUCAGACAAGAUUUUAGGAGGAUGAUGAACUUUUGGAAAUAUUUUGAUACACGUGUCAAUGUGAGAGAGGAACUCUUGAGAAACCUUGCCCCCUCCCAAUUCUUACCUUGACAUGGAACGUCAAAGCUUGCAAUUUCUUCAAGUGAAGAUGUGAAUCCAUGAAUUUAACUCAGUUAUUUACGACUUCACACGGCAAUUUCAAAUAGAUUCAUUUCACAGUUGAAUUUCGGUUUGCAUUAAUCUUUAUCAAGGAAUUAGCCUUUCAGUUUUGUACUUUCCUUAAGUGUGCAUAUUGUACACUUUCUUUGGCAUACGCAUUGUAAUGUAAUAUGUUGUUCACUAAAUAGCUCUUCGUAGAAGAGAAUUGAUAGUGUGUUAUACUUCCCUGUUUCACUGUUUGUGAUUACAUUUUGGGUACAGAUGGGGGUGUUCUUUGUUUCAUUUUGUAUAAUGUAACAUUUGGAUAUAUCAGAGUCAUGUAGAUAAUAGCAAUGUGAAUGAAAUAGUGUUAUUUGAUUAAAACAAAUAUCCCCCUGCACUACCUGAUAGUGUCUUGUCUGUCCUUACCCUCUUUAUCAUCAUUAGCUUUACACAACACAUCCAGAGAGAGCUAAACUUCGAUCAAAUACAUCACCAGAAAGCUGGAUGGCAUUAACUAGAGUUUCAAUGGCCGUAUGUACUAUUCACAGAGCAUUAGGGGACGUUAGUUAAUGGUCACGCCCAUAUUUGCAUAUGAAACUGGUCGUUAAGCAACUGUAUUGUUUAUAAGGGUGGGGAUACCUGCAAUCAGUUUAGAUUGAAGAGGGCAUUUGAUGAAACUUAUGUCAAUAAACGUAUACAGAU